Pseudo-nitzschia multistriata is the source of this 1876-nucleotide messenger RNA. NCBI's taxonomy places the organism in Eukaryota, Bacillariophyta, Bacillariophyceae, Bacillariales, Bacillariaceae. The record is from the annotation of a GenBank genome assembly.
GAUAACGGAAAGGUGCCUCCGAUACAAAAUACUUUUGUCUGUCCGACGACGAUGGUGACCAGGUUUGCCGUUCUCGUUGGAAUCCUGGGCAUCGCGGGAGGGUGCCAGGGCUUUGCGGGUCCGUUCGCCGCACACAGAAGCACUGCGUUCGGGAUCGCGGGCGCAAGCGCCACCCUUGACCCCCACCGGUGCGGCUCCCCCCCGCGCAUCCUCCCCCGCGCCGCAAGAGCCGGCGCCCGCAACACCGGGAGGCACGGGGAUCGCCGCGGAAGAAGCACGCGGCGAAGCAUGGCCAGCGGCGACGACGCGGCCUUUCUGAGCGACGACCCCUUUGUCGUCCUGGGUCUGGACGCGCCCACGGCCGACAAGAAGGUCAUCAAGAGGGCCUACAAGAAGAGGGCCCUCAAGUACCACCCGGACGUGGUCACCGACGUUCACUCGACGCCCGAGGAAAAAAAGAAGGCCUCGGACCGCUUCGCCAAGAUCAACGGGGCCUACGAGCAGCUGAUGGGGGGAAGCAAGGGAGCGGGCGAUUCCGGCAGCGGAAGCGGCACCGCGGGCGCUUCCGGCGGGUACACUCCCCCCCACCGCCGGAGCAACAGCGGCUAUUCGUCGUCGUCGUCGUCUUCCGCCUACGGCGACGGAGGAGGUGCCAGCACCGACUGGAGGGACUACAUGCCCAACUACCGAAAGGAAGACGACGCACAGUACGACACGGGCGGAGAUUCCUUUGGCCAGAUCUUUUCGGACAUGCUCACGGGAGCCGCGGGCGCCGCCGUCUCGGGCGGCAUCGGGGGCCUCGGGGGGGGCAUUUUCAGCGAGUUUCUAGACUUUCUCGAGGGAGGCGCCGGAAUGGGAACGGGAGGCCCCGGGGGCAGCGAAAACGACCCCCAGCUCGAGGCGCUGCUGCGGACCGGCACGCUGGAGGACGUCGCGGAGGAAAUGGACGACACGGAGAUGGUGGUGAGGCAGCUCGAGCGCAAGGCCCGGGACCUGGACAACGAGGUCUUUGCCACGGACGCCGAGGCCAAAAUGGCGGCCCGGUUCAGCGAGCGCCUCGAAAAGGAGGAGCGCGCCUCCGAGCUCAAGGCGCGGCAGGAGGUCGUGGGCGGGUACCUGGCGCGGGCCCGGAAGCGGCUGCUGGCCCUGCAGACCCGCUACAAGGACCUGAUCGCCUACGGGGGACAGAACGACGGCUACGCGGAGGCGGGGGGCCGGCGGCGGAGCGGGGCCUCGUCUCCCCGGGGCCGCCCCUCUGCGUCCGGUUCCUACGGCUCGGCGGCCGGCGGCGGGCCGAGCAGCGGCAGCGGUAACGGCGCAAGCAGCAGCUCCACAAGCAGCAGCAGCAGCAGCAGCAGCACAAGCAGCAAAAGCGACGACGAGAACGCGUGGAUGAACGAGGGAUUCGGAUCGUCCUCCGGCCGCCGGGGGAGCGGACGCCGGGGAAGCGGCCGGCGGAGAUCCUCGUCGACGCGGGGCCGGGCGUCGACAAGCACGGAGGCACCCGCUCCCUCGCCGUCGCCGUCGCCGUCGCCCUCCUAUUCGGCUUCCCCCCGGCCGGCCCCCGGCCCGGAACGGGUGGGGCGGACCACCGCGGCGCCGUCCUCGUCGAUCACGAGCAACGGCGGCGGCACCCGAUCGAACUACAGCAGCGACGUGCCCCCACACCGGCGAACGAGGGGAUCCUCGUUUGCCUCACGGCAGGAAGAGGACCGGCAGAGGAUGCGGGAGGUCAAGGUCGACGAGGAGUUCGAAAAGCUGAAAAAGGAACUCGGGCUGUAGUGCUUCGCCGUGGGCAGAAGUCCCGGCUAACAACAAUAGCGAAAAGGGUUGUUUGCUGCGGCGCGAUUCGGUAUUAUAAAAAGAAUGAUUAUUC